Messenger RNA from Anoplophora glabripennis (Asian longhorned beetle), 2031 nucleotides. Its product is annotated as leucine-rich repeat-containing protein 58. Lineage: Eukaryota; Metazoa; Arthropoda; Insecta; Coleoptera; Cerambycidae. Gene Ontology annotation, molecular function: protein binding. The transcript has 4 exons. The coding region runs from base 359 to 1423 and encodes 354 amino acids. The record is from RefSeq and is a predicted model, not a curated record.
AUUAUGCCAUGCCAUAAUGUCAUGUCUCAAGUCUCAUUUGACUUUGCUUAUUUAUUUAAUUUGUGGGAGUUCAAAGUUCAGGAACUCAAUAUGAAUUGAUGCUUUUAUUAAAUGAUAUUUAAAUAUUUAUCUACAAGUUAAUAUAUCUUUUAGUUUGCAUGUGGCAGACUUGUUCUCAAGUGCUAUCUAUAUAGUGCUAUCUUGGUUUAUCAGUGUAUAUAAGACAUAAUAGCAGAAUUAAAGGCCAAAUGUUAUCAGAAAAGACGAGAUCAUGCUAAUUUGUAUUGGAAGCGUUUUCUUUUUAGUUACUGAUUCCCAGCCGAAGCGUGUGCUCUUAGGAACUUAAAAAGUUGUAAAAAUGGAUAGUUAUACUUCUGAUAGCAGUGAUAGUGAUACAAAUAGUAAUAAAGUAAUAGAUUUGGCUUAUUUGUUAUUGGAGCCAGAUACUGUGGACCAUAAUUUAGAAGCGUACAUGAAUGAAAGUAAAAGAUUUUUUGAAGUGGAAAGAAUUAUUUUGCAUCAUAAUCGGUUAUCUACUCUCCCGAACAAUUUAGUAAAGUUUUCAAACACCAAGAUUUUGGACAUUAGUAACAAUGGGCUCACUAGUUUACCAAAUAUAUUUGAGUAUUGCCCUUUAACUACUCUAGUUGCUAAAAAUAACUUGUUAAAAAAUUAUUCUCUACCAAAAUCUUUUACAAAAUGCACCACCUUGAAGGAACUUAAUCUAAGUGGAAAUCAAUUAAAUCAGUUUCCAGAACAAAUUUUAGAUUUUUUAAAUUUAAAGUACCUUUAUGUGGGUGGAAAUGCUAUGAAACAAAUUUCAAAAAAUAUAUGGAAAUUGAAAAACCUACAAGUUCUUUCUUUUGGGGGAAAUGAACUUACCGAAGUUCCAGCUACCUUAGGACAGCUACAGCAUUUACAAGCUUUAGUAUUAUGUGAUAAUCAAUUAGAGAGCCUUCCGGCUAAUAUAGCAAAUCUUUACAAGUUAAAGUCCUUGCUGUUACACAAGAACAGACUUCGAACACUGCCUCCAGAGAUUAUAGCCUUAAAAAAUUUAACAGAGUUGAGUCUUAGAGAUAAUCCAUUAGUAGUAAGAUUUGUUAGUGAGAUGAGUUACAAUCCAACUAGUCUAUUAGAAUUAUCAGCGAGAACAAUAAAACUACAUAAUAUCCAAUUAGAACCUGGGGAUAUACCUUUAACGUUGCUCAAUUAUAUGAAUUCAGCUCAUCGAUGUGUGAAUCCACAUUGCAAAGGUGUUUAUUUUGACAACAGGGUCGAACAUAUCAAGUUCGUCGACUUCUGUGGAAAAUACCGCAUUCCCCUACUGCAGUACCUCUGCUCAUCGAAAUGUGCCAUCAAAAGGGACGAAAACUUCGACCGCCCUGCAAGAUCGUACAUGAUGAAAAAAGUAUUGUUGGGUUAAGAUGAAAAUGUAUCGGAUAUAUUUUAUAUACUUUAUUUUUUAAAUACUUCGUAUAUGUAGGUAAAGUAACAUACAGUUAGCGAAGAGUAUAUACAGCGAAACAGUUUUUCUAAAAAAAGUAACUAAUUUAAAAUUGUACUAGUAUUCUAAAUAAAAUUACAGUACUUUAACACUAGCAUUAGCUAUAUCAGCUACAACCUUAAAAAUUACUGUGUCUGGGGAAAGUUCAGGAUUUUUAAGGUUACUAUGAAAAUCAUACAUAAUACAACUAUGACAUGACCUAAAAUAAUGUCACGUGGCCUUGUGUUGAAAGGUGAAAGAAAAAUCGACAAUUUUUUUAUAGAAUUUAUCUAAACGAGAUGACAAGUAACUAAUAGUACAACAAACAUGUACAAAUUGUGAUGAAAGCACAUUAUACAUUAUUUCUCAAAAAACUGAAGGUAAUUAAGUUUGUUAUGCUGGAGUUUCCAUUGGUAUUUAACAAUUAAAGUUGUAAUACUAAAAUAAAGAAAUUAAUGUAAUUAAAAUUUGUUUUGAGAGAUACUAAAUAUGUGCCUAUUAUUGGAAACUUUUUGAAAAUGUUAGUGUCAAUAAAAACCAAUCCAGUC